Messenger RNA from Zea mays, 4014 nucleotides. RefSeq names its product pre-mRNA-processing protein 40A. NCBI's taxonomy places the organism in Eukaryota, Viridiplantae, Streptophyta, Magnoliopsida, Poales, Poaceae. Gene Ontology annotation, molecular function: protein binding; RNA binding. Gene Ontology annotation, cellular component: U2-type prespliceosome; U1 snRNP. Gene Ontology annotation, biological process: mRNA cis splicing, via spliceosome. The transcript is spliced from 30 exons. The record is from RefSeq and is a predicted model, not a curated record. The coding region runs from base 548 to 3538 and encodes 996 amino acids.
GGUCUUGUCUUGUUAGCCGGUAAGUCUGCUCUGAUGCUUACAUUCCCCUCCGUUGAGGGGACGGUUGCCCCCAAAAUGUUGCUUGAGAAAACUGUUGCUACAUAAGUUGGAUGUUUUAAUGCAGAGGAAUUGAUUUACUAAGGAAUGCCGAGAAACCCUAAGACUGCGUGUCUCCUCUUUGCUAGAUCUGUGACUCCCCCGCCAUCGAUGCCAAGUUUGCCCCGUUGCCGGCGUCACCCCUCCCCUCGACGGUGAAGCUCAUAGCUUCCCUCCACCGCCGGUGUCGCUUCUCCCCCGCCGACCAAGCCGUGCCUGUCGCCGGCGUCGCCCCUCCCCCACUAGUGAAACUCGCGGUCUCUCCACCGCACGCGCCUCGUGUAGUUGUGGCUGCGUGCACCCCCUGUAGCCCCGGCGAUAGGUCCUACUGCUCCAUCCGGUUUGCUUCCGGCAACAAGAUCAACAACAAGCGAGCGAGGUAGUGAAAAGCUGCAGCUGUGAUCUCUGGAGGUGCUCUUCCUACUCUUUCUGGUAUUUUGAUGGUGGCUUGAUGGCCAGUAAUAUGCAGUCUUCUGGGCUGCCUCAGCCUCCAAGACCUCCCAUGAUGGGUUCUAGCGCUCAGCCACAAAAUCUUGGACCACCAAUGCCUAUGCAGUUUAGGCCAGUGAUGCCUUCGCAGCAUCCUCCUCAGUUCAUGCCACCAGCAGCACAGCAGUUCCGUCCUGUUGGUGAGCCUAUGGCGGGGGCUAACGUUGGCAUGCCAGGGCAAAUGCCACAUUUUCCACAACCUGGGCAGCACUUGCCUCACUCAAAUCAAGUUCCACCUGUAUCACAAGGGGUUCCCAUGGUAUAUCAGCCAGCUAGACCAAUGUCAUCAGCACCUAUGCAACAACAGCAACAAACUGCGUAUGCUGGGGGCCAUUUGCCCACCAUGGGUGCUCCUAUGCAACCCCUGACCUAUACAUAUCAACCAACAUCGAUCCCUCCUGUAGCGCAACCCUGGAGUACAGGCCCAGGACAGAGUGUACAUCAUGUGCCUCCUCUAGUGCCGUCUGGGCACCAGCCGGUGUCAGCUCCAACGACUUUGCCUCCUUUUGCAAAUGACAAGGUCAACUUGUCUGAACCUAGCUCUUCAGACUGGCAGGAACACACUGCAGCCGAGGGAAAAAAGUACUACUAUAAUAAGAAGACAAGGCAAUCAAGUUGGGAGAAACCAGUUGAGUUGAUGACACCUUUGGAGAGGGCUGAUGCCUCAACUGAAUGGAAAGAAUUUACUACACCAGAAGGACGGAAGUACUAUUUCAACAAAGUGACCAAGCAAUCAAAAUGGACUAUUCCUGACGAGUUAAAGGUUGCACGUGAAUUGGCAGAGAACGCAUCAAAUCAACAACCUGAUCGAGAAUCAGGAAUAGCUACUAGUGCUCUUGUCAGAUCUGCUGCCUUUGAACCUUCUACUGCACCUGCUAAUCAGUCGUCAUCUGCUGUUGGUAUAAUUGCUUCCAGCGCACAUGAUGGAUCAUCAAACUCUGUUCUUUCUGGUCCUCCCCUGCCGCACAAUGUGGAGAAUACUUCCAGUUCUAUUGUUGGCAUGCAAAAUGGUGGUUCGAGUACUGCUGUUGUUCCUGUUGCAGCAAGCACAGAAGUUCCAUUAGUUGCAACAGAUGCAGGGUCCAGCAGAAACAACGAUGAAAAUUCAUCUCUGACCACUGGGGCUGACGCAGAGGAUGGUACAUCCGCUGAAGAUUUGGUGGAGGCCAAAAAGACCAUGCCAGUUGCAGGGAAGAUUAAUGUCACUCCAGUGGAGGAGAAAACAAGUGAAGAAGAACCUGUAGUCUAUGCCACUAAGAUGGAAGCAAAAAAUGCGUUCAAGUCCCUGCUUGAGUCGGUAAAUGUGGAGUCUGAUUGGACAUGGGAUCAGACUAUGAGAGUCAUCAUAAAUGACAAAAGAUAUGGUGCUUUGAAAACUCUUGGAGAGAGAAAGCAAGCUUUCAAUGAGUACUUGAACCAGCGCAAAAAGUUUGAAGCCGAAGAAAAACGUAUCAAACAGAGGAAAGCACGUGAUGAUUUCCUUGCAAUGUUGGAAGAAAGCAAGGAGCUUACAUCAUCAACAAGAUGGAGCAAAGCAAUACUUAUGUUUGAAGAUGAUGAAAGAUUCAAAGCAGUUGAGCGUCCAAGGGAGCGUGAAGAUUUAUUUGAGAACUAUCUUGUGGAACUGCAUAAGAAGGAAAAAGCCAAGGCUGCUGAAGAACACAAAAGAUAUGUAGCAGAGUACAGAGCUUUUCUAGAAUCAUGUGACUUCAUCAAGGCAAGCACUCAGUGGAGAAAAGUUCAGGAACGCCUGGAGGACGAUGAACGUUAUUCCCGACUUGAGAAGUUUGAUCGGUUGGAUAUUUUUCAAGAGUACAUUCGACACCUAGAGAAAGAAGAGGAAGAGCAGAAGCGGGUACAAAAGGAUCAAGUGAGAAGACAAGAGAGGAAAAACCGUGAUGGGUUUCGUAAAAUGUUGGAAGAACAUGUUGCUGAUGGCACACUUAAUGCAAGAACUCGGUGGCGUGAUUACUGUGCACAGAUAAAAGAUUCACAGUCCUACUUGGCUGUAGCAUCAAACACAUCUGGCUCUACACCGAAAGAGUUAUUUGAUGACGUGAUCGAGGAACUUGGCAAACAGUAUCAAGAAGACAAGAUCCAAAUUAAAGAAGUGGUGAAAUCUGGAAAGAUUCCUAUGACAACUUCAUGGACAUUAGAGGAAUUCCAAACUGCUACUCUGGAGGAUGAUGCUCUUAAAGGAAUAUCAACCAUCAACAUCAAGCUUGUAUAUGACGAUCAGCUUGAAAGGCUCAAGGAAAAAGAGCAAAAGGACGCUAAGAAGCGCCAGCGCUUGGGUGAAAAUUUUUCAGAUCUUUUGUAUUCCAUCAAGGAAAUAUCAGCUUCUUCAACAUGGGAUGAUUCUAAACAGCUUUUCGAGGAUAGCCAAGAGUUCAGGGCCUUGGACAGUGAGACUUAUGCUAGAGAGCUUUUUGAAGAGUGCGUUGUCCACCUGAAAGAAAGGUUAAAAGAGAAAGAACGUUUGAGGGAGGAAGAAAAGGCAAAAAGAGAGAAAGAGCGUGAGGAGAAAGAGAAGAAGAAAGAGAAAGAAAGGAAGGAGAAAGAACGCAAAGAAAAAGAAAGAGACCACCGGGAGGAGAGAGAAAAGGAGAAAGGGAAGGAUCGAUCAAGGAGAGAUGAAAUGGAGUUUGAUGGUGCUGAUUUGAACACCCAUGGUGCAAAAGAUAAGAAAAGAGAUAAAGAUAAAGAAAAGAAACAUAAGAGACGUCACCAUGACACAGAUGAUGUAAGCUCUGAGAGGGAUGAUAAAGACGAUGCUAAGAAGUCUCGGAGGCAUAGCAGUGAUCGCAAGAAAUCUAGGAAGCAUGCACAUGGCUCAGAUUCAGAUAGUGAAAACCGGCACAAAAGACAUAAAAAGGACCGAGAUAGUAGUAGAAGAAAUGGAGCACAUGAGCUGGAAGAUGGUGAACUUGGAGAGGAUGGGGAGAUCUAUUAGUCUUUCUGUUUGCUACCGAGAUUCUACUUGUAGCACUCAUCUCCAGUCUUGUUACACAUGGAUUUAUUGCCAUCUCUUGCCUGUUGAGUUGCGCACUUGGGCUGAAGCCUACCAGCUGGAUUUUUGCUCUGCCGCACCUGUGAUGCUACUGCUGGGGGGCAAUGGAUAUAGCAAUAACACCAGCUACUGCUGGGGAGCAAUGGAUGUAGCAAUAACACCAGCCCAUGCUUGACACCUUUCUUUGGUCCUUCUGGCAGCUGACCAGGCUAAAUUUUCAUUUCCUUCAAAGUCCAUGGUGCUGUCUGUGCUGAGGUAACAGAUUGCUCAGUUUGCAACGAGUUUCUUUGUGAGUGAUGUGCUUUUGGGAGAGUAUGGAGUGUUUGAUUUGUCGCUCAUGUCAUGUUAAGGCUUGUUCAUUAUACUAGGAUUUAGUUAUCUAUGGAAAUUUGUCGAGGAUUGCUGGGCUUGAAGAUUCA